Molecule: messenger RNA, 4140 nt
Organism: Nelumbo nucifera (sacred lotus)
Lineage: Eukaryota; Viridiplantae; Streptophyta; Magnoliopsida; Proteales; Nelumbonaceae
Product: exportin-T-like
Biological process (GO): tRNA re-export from nucleus
Cellular component (GO): cytoplasm; nuclear matrix; nuclear pore
Molecular function (GO): small GTPase binding; tRNA binding
Source: RefSeq, a predicted model, not a curated record
AUAAGAAAAUAAGAUCCAUCUCUGUUAUUCGUUCUGUUCUUUCUCUCAUCCGCGAACGAGGAUCACAGUCUCUCCCUCCACUCUGAAUCCACCCCUACCCCAUCCCCCUCAAAAAAUAGCAAAAAACAAAAUUUUCGAUCAAUCAAAAACCCUAAUUUCCAAAAACCCAAAGAAUUCUCGAUCGAUAACCCCCCUCGUUCCGUCGUGGUAAGUCUCAUCCAAUCGCUUACACCAUUCAAUCUGGUUCUUUUUUCUCCGAAAUCAACCUCUCAAUUUCCACCCGUCUCUGUCGUUGCUCAUUGUCUCUCAAGUAAUUCUUGCAAAUUACGAUCGAAUGAGCAUUAACUGAAUAAAAUCAAUUUCCUUAUUUGUUUUUCCGGAGAUUAAUUUGAUAAAGAGGACAAACUAACCUCUGUAAAUCUAAAAUAUCCACGCUCUUAACUCUUAAGGGAAUAAGGGUUUAAGGGGUCAGAUUCUAGGCUUUUAGAUUGCUCGAACCGCCAUGGACGACCUUGAAAAGGCUAUACUGAUCAGCUUCGAUGAGUCCGGUACGAUAGAUCCGGUUCUAAAAUCCCAAGCUGCUGCUUACUGUAGCCAGGUGAAAGGGGUCCCGUCGAUCUGUCGUGUUUGUAUAGAACGCCUGUGUUACACUAGUUUUGUUCAGGUGAAGUUCUGGUGCUUGCAGGCUCUUCAUGAGGCUCUGCGUCUCCGGUACUCGUCGAUGAGUCCGGGCGAGAAAGCUUUCAUUAGGAAGUCCUUGUUUUCGGUUGCUUGUUUUGGGGGUUUAGAUGAUAAGAACUCGGCUAGGGUUUUAGAGGGUCCAGCAUUCGUGAAGAACAAGUUGGCUCAGGUUUUGGUGACUCUUAUUUGCCUGGAGUAUCCGUUGGUUUGGUCGUCUGUGUUUAUUGAUUUUGUCCUGAAGUUGAGUAAGGGUGCGCCCGUCAUUGAUAUGUUUUGCCGGGUUUUGAAUACACUGGAUGAUGAGUUGAUCAGCUUGGAUUAUCCGCGUAGUGCCGAGGAAGUGGCUGUGGCUGGGAGGGUCAAGGAUGCAAUGAGGCAACAAUGCGUUCCCCAUAUUGUUCGGGCUUGGUACGACAUUGUGUUGUUGUACCGGAAUUCUGACACAGAGCUAUGCAUUAGUGUGUUGGAUUGUAUGAGGAGAUACGUAUCUUGGAUUGAUAUAGGAUUGAUUGCUAACGACGCUUUUGUUCCAUUGUUGUUUGAACUCAUCUUGGUUGAGGGGCUACCGGAACAGAUCAGGGUUGCUGCUGCUGGUUGUGUUCUAGCAGUAAUUUCGAAACGGAUGGACCCGCAGGCUAAGCUAUCGCUUUUGCGGAGCCUUCAAAUUAAUCGGAUUUUUAGUUUGGUGGCUGAGAAUGUGGAUUCAGAAUUGGUUUCAAAGUUGGCAGAUUUGCUUACGGGCUAUGCGGCUGAGGCCUUGGAUUGUUUCAAGCGUCUAGAUUCGGAAGAUGUCAGGAGGGUAUCCAUGGAGCUUUUGGAUGAAGUGUUGCCCACUGUCUUCUUUAUCAUGCGAAACUGUGAAUUAGAUACGACAUUCAGUACCGUUCAGUUUCUUUCCGGCUAUGUUGCCUCCAUGAAGAAUCUUUCACCACUUAGGGAGAACCAAGUGCUUCCUGUGGGUCAGAUAUUGGAGAUCAUACGUACACAGAUAUGCUAUGAUCGUGCAUACCGAGAUAACCUUGAUACGCUGGAUAAGAUUGGGAUAGAAGAAGAAGAUCGGAUGAUGGAGCAUCGCAAAGAUUUUUUUGUGUUGCUUCGAAGUGUGGGCCGUGUUGCACCUGAUGUUACUCAGAUGUUUAUUAGGAAUUCGUUGGCUAGUGCCUUAAUAUCUACCUCAGAGGGGAAUGUUGAAGAGGUAGAGGCUGCACUUUCUCUUUUCUAUGUCCUUGGAGAGUCUAUAAGUGAUGAGGGUAUACGAUCUGGAAGUGGACUCUUGAAGGAAUUGAUGCCAAUGCUCUUAUCUGCAAGGUUCUCUUGCUAUUAUAAUCGUCUUGUUGCACUUGUAUACUUGGAGACUAUAACCAGAUAUGUCAAGUUUUUUCAGGAGAACACCGAGUACAUACCAGCAGUGCUGGCUGUUUUUCUUGAUGAAAGGGGUAUACACCACCCAAAUCUCAAUGUGAGAAGAAGGGCAAGUUAUUUCUUCAUGAGAGUUGUAAAACUGCUGAAAGCAAAACUUAUACCUUUCAUAGAGACAAUUUUGCAGAGCCUGCAAGACACUGUGGCUCAAUUUACGCGUUUAGAUUGGUCAUUGAAAGAACUGAAGUUCUCAGGAUCUGAAGAUGGAAGUCACAUAUUUGAGGCAAUUGGACUAUUAAUUGGGAUGGAAGACGUACCAUCAGAAAAACAAUCUGAAUACCUGACCUCAUUAUUGACUCCUCUUUGUCAACAGGUUGAAAUGCUGCUUUUGGAUGCCAAAGUACAAAACAUAGAGGACUGUUCCAAUAAAAUUGCUAAAAUCCAGCAAAUAGUUAUGGCAAUUAAUGCACUUAGCAAGGGAUUCAGUGAGCGUCUUGUAACUUCUAGUCGCCCUGCAAUUGGUAUAAUGUUCAAACAGACACUGGACAUUCUCCUUCAGAUUCUUGUAGUGUUUCCAAAGAAUGAGCCUUUGCGGAGUAAGGUUAUAUCAUUUGUUCACCGCAUGGUUGACACUUUAGGAGAAUCUGUGUUUCCUUGCCUUCCUAAGGCAUUGGAGCAAUUGCUUGCUGAAUGUGAGCCAAAAGAAAUGGUAGGUUUUCUCAUGUUAAUCAAUCAGCUUAUUUGCAAAUUCAAUACCUUGGUGGGGGGCAUACUGGAGGAAAUAUUUCCCACUAUUGCAAGCAGGGUCCUUCAUAUUCUACCAAGGGAUGCAUUUCCUUCAGGACCUGGAUGUAAUACUGAGGAAAUCCGUCAACUGCAGGAGCUUCAGAGAUCAUUGUACACAUUUCUUCAUGUAAUGACUACUCAUGACCUGUCUUCAAUAUUCCUUGCUCCAAAAAGCAGGGGCUACUUGGAGCAAAUAAUGCAGUUACUCUUGUACACCUCCUGCAAUCACAAGGAUAUUCUUGUGAGAAAGGCAUGUGUGCAAAUUUUUAUUAGACUGAUUAAAGACUGGUGUGCCAGACCUAAUGUUGAAGAAAGGGUACCUGGUUUCCAAAAUUUUAUAAUUGAGACAUUUGCAACGAACUGUUGCUUGUACAGCGUGCUUGACAAGUCUUUUGAGUUCCGUGAUGCCAACACUCUUGUUCUAUUUGGAGAAAUUGUGGUGGCGCAAAAGGUCAUGUAUGAAAAGUUUGGUGAUAAUUUUCUCAUUCACUUCUUGUCCAAAGGUUUUCCGAGUGCGCACUGCCCACAGGAUUUGGCUGAGCAAUACUGUCAAAAAUUGCAGGAUAGUGAUAUCAAGGCACUGAAAUCAUUCUAUCAGUCACUCAUUGAGAAUUUGAGACAACAACAGAAUGGAAGCCUUGUCUUCAGAUAGCAUUGUCGUGGUGUGUUUUCAUUGGAUUACAAAGUAUUUGUUUGAUACUCUGAUUCUUGGAUUCUUCAGAGGUGUCGGUACUUUUAGUUUUUAGUACAGAGGGUGUUAUUACUUUCUAUGUAUAUAGUUCAUGCGGCCAUCCUAUGGACAGAGAGGUGUAAAUUUCCGGGAACAUCUGAAUAGGAAGAAAUGGGGGGAACAACCCAUUCAAUGUAUAGAAAUAUGAUAUAGUUGAGGUUUCAGCAAGAAGGUCGUUUGCAGUUCAUUUUGGCUUAGGAAAUCAUUUUUUCCCCUUCAUAUUUAUAGUCUAGUUUGGGACUCUGAUGCCUGAGUAAUUUUUUGUUCAAGCAACCAUUUAGGAGUUGGGUCUUCGUAUGGGAGAUGGAAAGAUAAGAAAGAAUGUCAAUUUCUACGUUGCAGUUGUCGCAUUCAUGUUUUAUAUUAUAAUAUAAUUUCUUAUUGGUUUUUACUGGGGGCUGAAACACACACAAAAAAAAAAAAAAAGAAAAAAGAAAAUGCUCAAUGGGAGCAGCCAGAUGUAAGCUCUCCAGGAGUUGUUUAAUAGUUCUGUCAAUGGGAUGGUUCUACCCGACUGGUUGUUUCGAAAUUCAUGUUUGUUCCGAACUGAUUAUUGUGUUAAUAAUACACAAGGGUUUCUUUUA